Anopheles funestus (African malaria mosquito) is the source of this 1307-nucleotide messenger RNA. RefSeq names its product fas-associated death domain protein (gene Fadd). Gene Ontology annotation, biological process: signal transduction. Bases 448 to 1197 code for a protein of 249 amino acids. The record is from RefSeq and is a predicted model, not a curated record. Lineage: Eukaryota; Metazoa; Arthropoda; Insecta; Diptera; Culicidae. The transcript is spliced from 2 exons. Gene Ontology annotation, molecular function: protein binding.
GCAGGUGAAUACUUCUGUGCAGGGUGGCUCGAAAUAUUUGCUCGGAAAUGAAUUUGGUUGUUUUUAUAGAAAUAGAUUACAAGUAAUGGAAAUGGUUAAGAUAUACGCAUGAAAAACCUAGCUAAUAUAACUAAGUAAUUAAAAUGCAGACGAAUAAUAUUUCAAUGUUCUCGGUGUUCCGUAAUUUUUGGUAAUUUAUUGCAAUGUGUGUAGACGCGACCUCUGCAUUCAAAUCCAGCAUCGCAAACGUCAUCCUCGCUAAUGUUUAGAAAAUAAUAAAAAUCAUCAAAAGGAUUAAAUUUGAAAAUUUCAAUAACAUGAGAAAAUUUAUUUUCCCAUGAAUAUUAGUUGACGCGAUUACAUUGGCAGUGCAGAGCAGAUCGACCACCUUGGACAUCUAAGUAUUCUAACAAAAACGGUACAUCGAGUGCGCAGGUGCAUGGGACGAUGGAAAGGAUAUCCGUGCAGGAUCAUCGAACCGUGUACGAACAGAUGUGCAAGGAUUAUUUGAAUUUGAAACUUUUGGCACAGAACGCUUGCCCCGAUCGCGAACAUCUGGAACGGUGUAAAAACUCCGUCCGAGAGGAGGUGCACUCGUGUAGAAAGCUGUGCCGUGUUACAGAAUUCGAUCAUCUCGUGCUGCUGCUGGAGCAAAGGAAUCUUCUCAGUCUGCUCAAACCGGACCUGAUCGAGAGGUUUGAAUUGGCGCUAGAUGCGAAAGAUGUUUCCUGUGCCUUAAAAUCGUACAGAAGUAUGCUAAGUUCACAUUAUGCAGCUAUUCGACGAUUCCAUUUGGAAGAUUUGCGCCACCGGGAUCGUCGAACGCUUCUUGAAAAGGAAGUGGAAAAGAUCAAACUGCACGAAACAAACGAUACGCUGAUGCCAUCUGCUGUAAAUACAAAGCGCGACAAGUAUCUUCAGCAGCGCGAUAAAGUUUACUCACUGCUUCAGUUAGAAAUUGGCAAAAGUUGGAAACCAUUUGGCAGGUUUUUGAACGUUCCCCCAGCCGUGCUGGAAGAGAUUGAGGACCGAAACAGACAAGAUCUUAAAACGCGAAUUUAUGAGGUGCUUCAUUGGGCCGAGAAACAGUUUGCCGAUGAUACAUUAGAUCAGUUUUUUGUUGUUCUUCUAAAAGCCCUGGAAAACACCAGGAGAAAAGAUCUCAAACGAAAAAUUGAAAGCAUGUUACAGGAAUAAAGCGUUGACUUCUGUUGUAUCAAAAACGGUUCUCCUAUAGAGUGAUAUUCUAUUACUUUUUGUUAUUAUUUUUUUUCGGUGUAGUCAAAUAAAAAAUAGCAAACUGUAUU